Molecule: messenger RNA, 1980 nt
Organism: Eimeria tenella
Lineage: Eukaryota; Apicomplexa; Conoidasida; Eucoccidiorida; Eimeriidae
Exons: 9
Coding region: 1-1980 (659 amino acids)
Source: RefSeq, a predicted model, not a curated record
AUGGGUAGGGGAGGGGCCCCCAAAAGAUGCAAGGAAGCUUUGGCUCAGCCUGAAGAGCCAGAGGCUUCACUAGGGGCCCCCAGAAGGAGACGGAAAGAGUCCAAAAAUCGGGGCUCGGGGGCCCCCGAGGGUCAUGGGGCCCCCGAGGGUUUGGGGACCCCCGAGGGUUUGGGGGCCCCCGAAGGUCCGGAGGCUCCCGAGGGUUUGGAGGCCCCCGAGGGUUUGGGGCCCCCCGAGGGCUUGGGCGCCCACGAAAGCCAGGGGGCCCCACAAAAAGCUGCAGGCGGCGGGGCAUGCGAUGCCGACACAGAUGAGUGGGUCCCCAACGAAGCCUUUCAGAAGUCUCUCGAAUUUAUCCCCAAACAAAUACCCUUUGAGGGGGCCCCCCGCGUCUCGACCCUCAGCGUGGCUUUGCCGGCUUCCAUAGUGGCCAAUGCACAAUCUGCAGAGCUGAGGGCCGCCUUGGUGGGCUGCAUUGCCAGGUCUUUGACAGUUAUGGGUGUUGAUGAAGUAAUUGUCUAUGAAGACUGCGCGUCUGCCAUAGACCCAUCGACGGGUCGCUCUCCCUCUUUGGACUUCUUUGUUCGCAAUCUACAAUAUUUAGAAACUCCUCAGUUCCUUAGAAAACGGCUUUUCAAGCUGCACCCAGGCAAGCACUGCAGCAGAGCCAGGGGCCUCCCAAGGCUACCGCUAGGCCUGGGAGGGCCCCCAGGUGCCCUUGGGGAGGGGCCCCAGAAGCCCUGCGGGGGCCCCCCCAAGGCUCCCGCUAGGCCACGGGGGCCCCCCAGGGGCCCUUCGGGGGCCCCCAUUGCUACCUCUAGACCAGAGCGAGGGUCCCCAGGGGUCCUGAGGGGGCCCCCAAGGCUGCCGCUGCGGGGGUCCCCGACCAUGUCCCAAGGGCCCCUUAGUCACCUGCUAGGGGGCCCUAUCCCGGGGCCUCUGGGGGCCCUAAGAAACCCCCUAGACGCGCCGCACCACCUGCGCCGCGAUGAAUGGCUUCCUUAUAGAGAAGGAGUUUCUUUAGAAAAGUCCCAAGGGGGGACCCUUGUGGAUUGUGGCCUUCUUUUUCCCGUUGCAUGUCAGCAGCAAAUCCCCGUGGGCACAAGGGUGACGCUGCGGCUGCACCCCUCGCUGCGCACUGCUGGCGACUUGAACCGGCUGCUGCCGUCUCAGCGCAAAUUCGUUUUGCGGGGAGAAGCAGUUUCUCCUCAAGAGCCUCCGACUCUAGCAGGGCUGUACUGGGGCUAUCAAGUUCGCGCUGCGAGUUCUCUGCGGGAGGUGUUUAGAGGCCACAAUCUGAGCAGCAGCAAAAAGAGCAGCAAAAGUCAAGAAGCAGAUAACAAAAGUAAAGACAAAGAACUCAAGAGAGAAGGGCUUUAUGACUGCAUUGUGGGAACUUCUGAAAGGGGAGUCCCGCUGCAGCAAGCAGCCAUGAGCAUGCAGCACGGCAGCUACAGCCAUUUGCUGCUGGUCUUCGGGGGCCUCAGCGGCUUAGAGGCAGUUCUAAGGGACCCUCAAAGUGGCAUAGCAGCAGCAGCAGCUCGUGCUGCUGUUAGCUUCUGUGCUGCUGAGGGGCCCCCCUGCCCUUCGAAGGGGCCCCCCUCAUCGGACCUGCGGCGUGCCUGCAGGGCCCUGGGGCACCAGGGGGCCCCCGGGGGCCCCCUAGGGCCCCUCAGAGAGGGUACAGAUGCAGCAGUACCCCCUGAAUGCCUUUUUGAUUCUUAUGUUAAUACUUGUCCUCUUCAGUCUUCGCGAACUAUAAGAACUGAAGAGGCGCUGCUGCUGACGCUUGCUGCGCUGCGGCACACAGGGGUGCAUUCAAGGGGGCCCCCCACGCAGCAGCAGCAGCAGCAGCUGCAGCAGCAGGAGCAGCAGCAGGAGCAGCGGCAGAAAAAACGAAGACCUCACUUGCCUCCCCUCUUGGCAGUUAUGGAGGAAGUCGAAAGACAAAAAGAGGGUGCACAUAGGAAAGAGAAGUAG